AUGGCGGACCCACCCGCGGGAGGGCCCGUACCCCCUCCCACAAACACCCAAGAAACUCACGCCAGCUUCUCAGUUGAGGACUUCCAGCCUCGAGUAUCGAUCGACGCAGGCCAAAUCAUAGGGAAAAGAACGAGAAAUGGCGAAGCUUAUACACCUACCGAGGGCACAGGCCGGAUUACCACCAGAGAGGUGUGGAAGCUCAUCGACAACCUCAAGGAUAUCAUCCAUCGCCAAACCACGCUCAUCGAAUCCACCAAAGCCGACCUAGAGGAGGUCAAGCACAACCAGAACGUCCUUCGAGAACAGAAUGACAGGCUUCAUGAAGAAGUCAGGGCCCUAAGAGCACAAAUCGAAGCCAGCCCACAGCCAAACCCGCCUAGAACAUGGGCAGCGAUAGCAGCCAGCGGUACCAGUGACCCGCAACCAAGCCUCCAACGACCCGAGAAGGACCGGAACUGCGUCCGCAUUAGCACACAGAGAUCAUUGGUGGACCCGAGGGACAAUGAGAAUAGCGAAGGGAAUACUUUCGGGCGAUACCUCUCUACCGACUCUGCUAACACCUAUAUCCGUUCAGCGCUGUUAAGCGCACCUUCGACUCAAGAUGCACACGUGGCCGGCAUUGGUACCACUAAAACAGGAUACUUAGUUCGCUUUAAAGACCCAGGGUCAGCCGAAGCAGCCCGCAACCAUACUGAAUGGUUGAAUGAGCUAGGAAAUAAUACAAAGCUGGUUAAGCCGCGGUUCGGCAUCGUCGUGCACCGCACCCCGACAGAGAACUUCGACCUAGAGAAUGCGAACCCGAAAGCCAUUCAAACAAUUAUGGAAGAAAACGACCUAGCCGAACAAGGCUUCCAAAUCGAAGAGUUAGCAUGGCUUAAGCGGAAAGAUAAAGUUCUGGGGAAGUUUGCGUCGCUAGGUAUCUGGUUUGACUCUGCAGAAGGAGCCGAAUACAUCCUUAACAAUGGUCUCCUUGUUGGACAAAGAUAUAUUGGUAGUCGUGGUCGUGCAAGGAAACACCACGCUGUGGACAUUGUGCGGGUCAACACGAGCGGCAACGAUGCCCUACAGGAAUCAGGGCCAGAUGCCUGGAUUGUAGCGGCGAACACCCAACUGGUGACCGACAGUUUGAACAUCAUGAAGUCGGGACCUAGGAUGGAAGCACUCAUCAACGACCACCAAACCCAAAACUUGGAUAUACUUCUGAUCCAAGAACCCUCGAUCACCACCUACCAAACACAUGUUAACCACAGCGCCUGGCGGCUAUACCGGCCAACCCUCGAGACCGGAGCAGAUCGAUUCCGAAGUCUAAUCUACGUCAACCAGCGAAUCUCAACGUCUUCACACCGGCAGAUUCUUUGCGAUCACCCAGAUAUUGCAGCCGUCAAGAUCUGGACAGCCGAUACUCAACUCCUCCUCUUUUCUGUUUAUAUCCCAUCUGUCCCGCUGUGUACGCCGGACGAGGCGUCGCCAGAACCAGCAUUCACCGCCAUCCAAAAUACGAUCACAGAUGCUCUACGCGACAGUCGACGAUCCACAAGUGUCGUUCUCGCAGGAGACUUUAACCGCCACCACCCAACCUGGGGUGGUAACCACAUCCAACCACGACUUAUCGAAGAAGCAAGCGACCUUAUCACCUUCUUCCAAGCUAAUGGGUUAUACAGCUGCCUCCCCCGGGGGACAGCGACAUACUGGGCUCUGAAUGACCCCGGGAGGAACUCCACUAUUGACCAGACGGUGACGAACCGACCAGACCUUCUCAUCAAAUGCCAUCUCUACCACGACAACUACGGGUCGGACCACCGUGCCACGUACUCGGAAUGGAAUCUCCAAGCUCAGUACAGGCCCGCCACCAAGGCAAGGAAAGCGUUCGACCGGGCCGAAUGGAACAAGAUUGGCCAGGAGGUGUUGCGGCAAAUCGGUCCGUGGAAAGAAAUCAAAACACGACCAGCACUAGACGAGAUGGUGCAGAAACUCAUAGAAGCAACAAACGCAGCCGUAGAUCGGUACACGCCUGAUGUACGCCCGACUCCAUAUUCCAAACGAUGGUUUACUCCGGACCUCAAGGUUCAACAAAUCAAGGCCAACCAGCUUCGCCGAAAAUGGCAGGAAUCCUGUGCCCAACUUGGACGAGAACACUCUUCAUCUACAACCCUCUUCCGAGAGAUGCAAGUAAAACGCCGGACGUGGACCCGGGCCAUUGAGAAAGCUAAAGCAUCACACUGGAGACAAUUCCUUGACGAGGCAGGGGAAGGGAAACUUUGGAAAGCGGCCACUUACAUGAAACCCCGAGAUGCCUGGGGGUGUACCCCAGCGCUGCAGGUCGGUACUAGCGAGCUUACUGGGAAUGAAGAGAAAGCGCAGGCCUUCCUAGACUCCUUCUUCCCCGAAAUGAAUAUGCCCUGCGACAAUCUACCAACCCCAACACCACUGGAGCUCCCGUGGCAACCCAUCACUGAGCUAGAGAUUCAACGAUCUCUCAAAGCAGCCAAGGGAACCACCGCACCAGGAGAUGAUAAUCUGCCGAUGCUCGUGUGGAAACAACUAUGGGUAUACCUAAAAGACAUCAUCACCAACAUUUUCAACACAUCUAUGACUCUAGGCUACCAUCCCAAGCAAUGGCGGAACGCGAAAAUCGUGGUGCUAAGGAAGCCCGGAAAGCCAGAUUAUUCAGUCCCCGGGGCCUACCGCCCGAUCUCACUCCUCAACACGCUAGGCAAGCUUCUCGAGGCAGUAGUAGCCCGUCGACUUUCAUAUCUCACAGAAAAGCAUGGCCUGCUACCGGACACCCAAUUCGGUGGGCGGCCGGGAAGAACCACUGAACAAGCUUUGCUGGUGCUCUUGAACGCGAUCGACCGGGCGUGGUAUAAAAACAAAGUGGCUACUCUCGUGUCAUUCGAUCUAAAAGGAGCUUUUAACGGGGUCAACCAAACGAGCUUAGAUGCUUGCCUGCGGGCUAGGAGGAUCCCCGCAGUUGCAAGAAAAUGGAUCGCAAGUUUUAUGAGCGACCGCUAUGCUAGCAUAGGAUUCGACGACUUCCGCACAGAGUUAGCACCACUAGCGAACGCUGGACUCGCACAAGGAUCACCUCUCUCUCCGAUUCUGUUUACAUUCUUCAACUCCGAUCUAGUCGACCAACCUGUCACCUUUCAUGGCGGCGCAUCAGCCUUUAUCGACGACUACUUCCGCUGGCGAGUAGGACGCUCGGCAGAGGAGAACCUAGCCAAGAUUCAGUCCCAAGAUAUCCCCCGCAUCGAAACGUGGGCGCGGCGAACUGGGUCCUGCUUCGCAGCCGAGAAGACCGAACUCAUUCACCUGACCCGAAAAAGAGGAGAACACUUGCAAGGCCAUAUUAUCGUGAAUGGCACGACGGUCAAACCAUCGCCCAUAGCUAAGCUGCUAGGCGUGAUCUUCGACCAGGAGCUGAGAUGGAAGGAGCAUGUGCAACAAGCUAUCAAACGCGCAACCAAAGUCACUAUUGCCUUGAACGGACUGCGACACCUUCGCCCAGAGCAGAUGCGACAACUCUACCAGGCAUGUGUAACACCAGUAGUAGACUAUGCAUCAACGGUCUGGCACGACCCACUGCGAGACAAGACACACCUCCGACAGCUGAACACGAUACAAAUGACCUCGCUGAUCCGGAUCCUGUCAGCAUUCAGAACAGUAGCCACCACGACCUUGGAAGUGGAAGCACACGUUCUCCCCACCCACCUGCGUCUCCGCCACCGAGCCCAGAGGACCAUCGCUAGCCUCCACACUUUACCACGGGAUCACCCCAUCUGGAGUGCGCUCUCACGAGCCCAGAAACGCAGGGAUAAUAUCGGCUCGUACGCUCGCUUCCCGCUCGCGGAAGCGAUGAAAACCAUGAAUAUCGAAAGGCUAAACGAAUUGGAAACCAUCGAUCCACGACCACUACCGCCGUGGCGACUCGAUCCCUUCGCUGAGAUUGAGAUCGGGUCUGAUCGCGAGACAGCGGCACAGAAGGCCGAGACCACUCGCUCAACAUCCGACGUUGUUGUCUACUCUGACGCCUCUGGUCGACAGGACUACCUAGGCGCUGCCGCUGUAGCACUCGACAACAACCAAGAGAUACUCGAGGCGCAGAAGGUCCAAGUAGGACCGAUGAGCCGCUGGUCUGUCCACGUAGCGGAGCUCAUAGGCAUCUUCUACGCGAUCAGUGUAGUGUUCAAGAUCGCCCACGAACACUUGAGAACAGCAGACAGGCAACUGACAGCGACGAUCCUGUGCGACAGCCGGUCCGCCCUGCAGGCGGUUCAAAGCGCGAGAAACAGAUCAGGACAACGCAUCGUUCACGCAAUCCUCCAGGCCGGCGCCGAGGUUCUAGCGGUGGGAAUCGCACUCCGCCUUCAAUGGUUGCCAGGGCAUUGUGACAAUCCUGGAAAUGACGCUGCUGAUCGAUUAGCAAAGGACGCCGCCAGCCCAGGCAAAACCCAUCCUUUCCGCCCGCUCCUCACCAGAGAGAGGGCGUUCAUCCGUCGGAACAUCUACUCUCAGUGGGAACAAGAAUGGAAAUCAUCCACCAAGGGUGGUCACUUACGAAAGAUCAAUAACACCCUGCCAGCAAGCUACACUAGGAGGCUGUACGGGAACCUGCCGAGAAACCGCGCGUACCUCUUGACGCAGCUGCGCACGGGCCACAACUGGUUAUCCAGCUACCGCAAGAAUGUUGGUUAUAGUGACGACGACCAGUUCGCAUGCGGCGCACAAGAAACAGUCACCCAUGUGCUGGUGGAUUGCCCGAACUUGAGGGAACUUCGGAGAGAGCUAAGGAGAGAAGUUGGAGACGCGUUUAAUAGCGUGUCGAGCCUGCUGGGAGGCUCAAAACAAGGUGAGAAAGGUAAACCAGACACUGUCUCGCGAGCCAGGACGGUCAAUGCCGUGCUGGACUUCGCCGAGGCGUCACAACGGUUUCGGAGUCGCGCGCCACCGGGGCAGCCUAACAAUGGGAACGGCAAUUAG
Penicillium arizonense is the source of this 4980-nucleotide messenger RNA. RefSeq lists its product as uncharacterized. Lineage: Eukaryota; Fungi; Ascomycota; Eurotiomycetes; Eurotiales; Aspergillaceae. The record is from RefSeq and is a predicted model, not a curated record. Gene Ontology annotation, molecular function: RNA-DNA hybrid ribonuclease activity; nucleic acid binding. The coding region runs from base 1 to 4980 and encodes 1659 amino acids. The transcript is spliced from 3 exons.